AUUUUUAAAUUUUGGGUGUCGGGCUGUGCUAUGCCUCGUUGGUAGAGGCCAAGUUUGUCUCGUCAUGCCGGUGUUUUUGGAGGAUCCUUCUCAGUUCUCGAAAGAGAGGCUGAAGUCAGAAUUAAUUGCGCACAAUAUAGCUUUGCCUCCGGGUGAAAGUAAGAAACAGGAGUAUUUGGAACUUUACCUGAAAAACGUCGACGCAAAAAACGCUGCAGAUUUCUCCAGCGAUGAGGAGGAAGACCAGCCUGCCCAGGUUGACGGCCAGGAGCAGAGGCCAGAGGAGCCAGACAUGUGGGACCUGACUGGCCUAACGGAUGAGGACCUCAAAGCACGUCUGCUGCAGCAUGGCUUCCAGGCCGGACCCAUCACUGCUACGACGCGGUUGGUCUAUGAGAAGAAGCUUAGGAGGCUAAUGGAGCCGAAGACUCCGGCCCAGCUCGACGGCUCCGCAGACCAAGCCCUGUACUCCGACCGUGAGGAAGAGGAGCAGGGAGAGGAGGAGGAAUUGCCUGGCCCAGAGACUGUCGCAUGUGUGGAGAAGGACGCUGUUGGCAGUAAGAUGGAGACUGCCAGUGUGGAAGACUGGUACCCUCAGUGUUUUAUACCAUCCAACAGACGGGUAAAGGGCCAAGACAAACCCACGAAGCCCACUCCAGCUCCCUCUGCGUUCUCCGUGACUGAACUGGUGGAGGAGAUUGAGAAGAAGCGCUAUUUUACCCCAAAGACCCAGCCAGCGUUGGUGCAUAAUUGGAACGGUGAUGAGCCAGCGUCGGUGCAUAAUUGGAACAGUGAUUGGAGACCAGAGUCAUGUGGAAGGCGGGUGCUGGAUAAAUUCACGAUGACGGGCCAUUCCCUCCUCUACUCUCCACCCAUGUCCGAGUUCCGGCAUCAGAUGACCUGUCAAGUGCCCGUGACUGAUGUCCUCAUGGAAAUCUUCCCAGAGAUGGAGAAGACCCCAACUGGCAUCUCAGCAACCCGGCGCAGGCCGAUAAAGGGGGCAGCAGGGCGGCCGGUGCAGUUUAAGUACCCCGACACCCCACUGAGCCCCAACUCUGCUGACCAGCGGGAGGUGCAGCGGCGGCAGGUUCCGCUGUGGGUCCAGCUGCUGAUCUUCGCGCUGGUGUCGUUGCUGCUGUACCUCGCCUACGCGGCCACGGAGGAGUCGCUGGAGAGCCCGCUGACGCUACUGCUGGACGGCGUCACCCAGGCGGCCGCGGCGCUCCAAGAGGAGGUGGCGGCGCCCAGCGUGGACGAUGCUCCCGUGAUGGCCGAUGCUGCGGCGCCCCCUCUCUUGGGGGAGUAGAGGGACCUGACCUCCACCGCUCCCCGUCUGUUUUAUAGUCUGUCGAGUUUUUGUUACUUGUUAAUGUUUUUUGAUAUGUUCAAAUUUUAUUAUUGUUGAUGUUGAUUAUUGUCCUUAAUAAAG
This is a messenger RNA of Alosa sapidissima (American shad), 1429 nucleotides long. It is a transcript of the gene lemd1, whose product is annotated as LEM domain containing 1. Gene Ontology annotation, molecular function: DNA binding. The coding region runs from base 65 to 1306 and encodes 413 amino acids. Lineage: Eukaryota; Metazoa; Chordata; Actinopteri; Clupeiformes; Clupeidae. The record is from RefSeq and is a predicted model, not a curated record. The transcript has 10 exons.